Linum trigynum is the source of this 3896-nucleotide messenger RNA. The record is from the annotation of a GenBank genome assembly. Lineage: Eukaryota; Viridiplantae; Streptophyta; Magnoliopsida; Malpighiales; Linaceae.
CUUGCACCAUAACGUCAUAAACAUUUACUUAAUGUCAUAUGAAGACACGAUCGUCACUACUCUCAGGUGAAAUGUGGUUGUGAAUGAAGGUGGGGACGAGAUUCUCAAAAUUCAUUGUGGGAGUUGGGAGAGGGAUCGAGUCGACUACUAACACAUAUUGAGAAGUCGGCUGGGUCCACGGUUUGGGGACAAACCGCGGUCUAGACUAGACGAGACCAAGAGUUCUAAACAUCAUAUAAUACAGACCAUGGAGAUGGAGCAGAUCAAACCAUACUUAACGGUCUACGGUUCGGAUCAAAUUAUACGAUCCGGACCAUGGUUUUUCAAACCGUCUGGUCUAUUUUCUCAGGGUAUGGGAAUUGCAUCCAUUUAUAAAUAAGAAAAAAAAGUCCUUCCAUGCAACUGAUAAUUUCUACUCUCCCCGACCUCUCAACUUCACUCUCGCCCUGUGUUCGCCGCCGCAGCUUCCAAUCUGCCAUUGUCAGUCGCCUCCUCGGCUCGCUAUUUACUGCCGUCGCAGCUUACUUCUCCGCUGGUGAGAUCUCCGUUCCUUCUUUACCUCCUGUUGGCUUCAUUUUGUGCGGUCCAUCUGUUCUUCCUAUCUAUUUCGCACCUUACUUUGAACCGAUGAAUUGGUGAAUCGAUAUCAAUCGACUCUGUUCCUGCCUUCCGUUGCAUGCUUAGACCCAACAUUAUUUGAAAGAUUGAGAUUAGGUCCUGUUAAAUUUCAGAGUUUAUGUUGAACCCUAGAUUCGGCUAUUGAUCCCUGACCUAGUAAUCUUGCCUGAGUUUUGAAUGCUGAUUUAGUCUGGAAACCCUUAAGAAUCCUGUAGAUGAUUCAGUUCUAGUGAUCUGAAUGCCAAUAAAUUAACUGUGGUGUACAGUUCCUGGAAGAGGAAGUGAGGAGAGGGGUUUAUUAUGGCGGCAGCAGCUGGAGAUGUUGACAGAUUAAGCGAUCUUCCGGACAACAUUCUGCAUCACAUUCUCUCCUUCCUCGACACCUUGUCCAUCGUCGAGACCAGCGUCCUGGCCAGGAGGUGGAGGAGCUUGUGGAAAGAUGUUCCCGUCUUAAAUAUCUGGAGAAAGUACCGCAAUUCGUCAACCUUUUCUUUCAAGGAACACAUAAGCAAGCUUCUGUCUCUCCGAUCCCACCAUGUUGCUGUGGCAGAGGUGAACUUCGACUACUGUCGUUGGGGAGCGACAUUAUCAGAAAAAUUCGAAAUGUUUGAUAGUGUUAUGAAAAAUGCUGCCUCCCAAUCCCAAGGUAAUGGUGGUGGAAGUCAUCUUCAUCGUUUGUCAAUUGUCAGUCCUUCUACCAUUGACUUCACUGACAUGGCUGCCUCCAUCGUUGCGAAUCAUCACCAUGAUUCACUCAAGACGCUUAAGCUGAUGAGGAUGAAUCUUGUAUCAGCACCGACUUCAGGGUUUAAGUCCCUGACAGCUCUGGAACUGUUUGACUGCUGCCUUGGUCCCAAUACUUUUGCUAACUUCCCUGGUUUGAGAUACCUAAAGCUACAGGGUUGCAUCUCCAGGAACUUGAAAGUGUCAGGACUGGAGCUCGUGCACCUGGAAAUUCGAGAGGCACAUGGUUCAUCUAUCAGGUCUAUGGAAGUUUCUGCUCCAAAGCUCAGAUCUUUCUUUUUCCGGGGUACUGAUCCUCGUCGUAAAUGGUCGCCAGUGCUGAACCUUCCUGCCCUGGAUCAUGCAAACGUCCAUGUUCUUUGGUUUAACUCGACCAACGGUUUUGGUUAUACGAAAGAAGAAGCUGAUCGUGCAUGCCUAAAGCUGUUGAGUGGUUUGCAUAAUGCUGAAUCGCUCAUCCUCUGCUUCGACAACUACAAUUAUAAGGAAGAUACGGACAAGAACUCUCCUCUUACCGAACUGAACUCAUCGCUAACGGAGCAUGAAGUAUCUCCCUUCACAAGAUUGAAGACCUUGAGGGUGCGGUACCGAAAAGGAUCACCAACACAAACCAUACCUUACCGAGUGAUUCGCUACUUCAUGGAUGGCUCUCCUAAUUCAGUAGACAAAUCUUUUGGGAUCGAGAAGAUUGAGGAGAAGAUGUGAUUGAUCUUCAAUGUUUGUUGCCGUUACUUCUGUCCAUAUUGCUCGAAAUGUGUCUGGUUAGCGUGAAUUUUGCGAACUUUUUCAUGUUCAUUCAAAUGUGUUCUGAUCCUCGAAAGCAGACUUUCACCGAGUAGUUAUCUCGAUCUCUCUUUGAUCUAUCACUCGAAAUCUGUCCAUCAUGCUGCUGUUGCAGAGUUUAACUUCAGCUACUAUACGGAUGGGGAGAAACCACAUUAUUAGAACUAUUCGAUCGAUUCAGUCGUUGCACCCUGUACUUAACUGGCAUGGCUGCCUCCAUUGUUGCUAAUCAUCACCAUGAUUCACUCAAGACGCUUAAGCUGACAAGGGUGAGGCUUUUAACAGCACCAACUUUGGAAUUUGAGUCGCUGGCAACUCUGGACACGGAUCUGGAUUAUUGGGAGGAUCGACACAAGCUGCCGAGAGCUAUAGGCGAUUGAAGAGUUUGGGGUAUAGCCUUUUAGAUUUAGGGUCUCGAUUCGAUAUAACAUGAAUAGUUUUUAAUUAUUUUUAAUUUUCCGUUUUCUUUUCUAAUGCACAAUUCAAUGAUUUUCAUGAUAUUCAAUACCCUAUUUUCACUUUAGUGACACUCUUCUUUCAAAUUCUCAUAUUUUAGCGGUAUAUGAUGUAUUUCUCCCUUCUUUUACCUUUUUGCUGGCUUGAUUGCCUUGUCUAGCUAACUUACCAAAAAAGUCAACUUGUCACUUGUCAUGAAGUGAUCAGCCGUCUCUCAUAGCCAAAGUAUAUAAGUGAUAUAACUAUACAUAAUUAAUUGCCGACCUUCUUUGAUUAGUUAAUGAUUCGUCAAAUGGCCUAAUCACAAAUGGUACGAAGGAUUAGGGCUGGGAAACGGUGCGGUCUGGUACAGACCAGUCCAUAUAUACGGUCUAUGGUCCAGAUCGAAAGGCUGAAGUAUAGACCACAGACCAGACCAUAGACUAUACGGUCUAGUCCAGACCACGCCUGUGCGGUCUGGUUCGGUCUGGUCUGGUCCAGAUAGACCACACUCAACGAAAAAUGAAUAAUUUGUUUAGUCUACCACACAAAAAUUGAACCAAUACCAAGAGAAAUAACUGUUAUGGAGACAUAAUGUAACAAAGAUAGAAAGUAAAAGCAUCCCAACUUGUAGCAUAACGUCAUAAACAUUAACAUAAUGUCAUAUGGAGACACAAUUAUCUCUACUCUCUGAUUAAAUGUGGUUGUGAAUGAAGGAGGGACGUGAUUCACAAAACUAAGGUUGAUACUUGGGUGUUGUUGUGGGAGUUGGGAGAGUGGUCGAAUGAGCUGUUAACACGUAUUGACAAGUUGGUUGGGUCCACGGUUUAGUCCGGUAAACCGCGGUCUAGACCAGACCAGACCAAAAGAUCAAAACAUAAAAUAAUACAGACCGUGGACCAGACCAGACCAUACUUAACGGUCUACGGUCCGGACCAAACUGUGCGAUACGGUUUGGACCAUGGUUUUUCUAACGGUAUGGUCUAUUUUCCCGCCCUACGAAGGAUAAACGGCCACGUACGUAGCGCGUAGAAGCCUAAUGUUAUGUUGAAAAGAAAAGUUGGGCAUGCAUGGCUUAAGGACGUGGCAAUAUAAUUAAAUUUGCACAUGCAUGCAAACGCCACAAUCAAGUUAGGUUUGCUGGAAAUGACCACAUCACCCCCUCAAACCUAAACAUAAAAACAAUAUUAUUGUUUGUCCACAACAAAUGACCAUCCCAAAACUAUGUUCCAAUUCAACCAAUCUAGUUUGCUUGGGAUGCAAGAAUGUGGAGGAGCUUUCUAGGGAAAAGAGAUUAAUGAAAUUCAUGUGUUUGA